Messenger RNA from Hyaloperonospora brassicae, 351 nucleotides. The record is from the annotation of a GenBank genome assembly. NCBI's taxonomy places the organism in Eukaryota, Oomycota, Peronosporomycetes, Peronosporales, Peronosporaceae.
AUGUUCAUGGGCGCGUGGAGGACACGAAUGGUGAUGAGGAUGGCGGCGGCCAAGCGCCCAGUUCCCCGUCGCGCGUGUUUGUCGUCCAGCACUGACGGAACGGGCACUGAAGCGGAGCAGGCGAUGCACGUGGCACUGCAGCAACAGCUGAAGGCGGAGCACGUCAAAGUGACGGACGUGUCGGGUGGCUGCGGCUCUAUGUUUGACGUGGAAGUUGUGUCGGCGCAGUUCGCGGGGCAGUCGCGGGUCAAACAGCACCGGAUGGUCAACGAGGUUCUGAAGAACGAGAUCAAGAACAUGCACGGGUUGACGAUCCGGACCAUGACGCCCGAGCAGUUCCGUAGUUCCUAA